AUGAAUUUGGUCCAGUCCAAGUCCAAUGCUAAAACUAUAUAUUGGACUAGUCCAAUAACAACCCUGGAUGGGUCAGAUUCUUCUAAUGAAAGUGAAAAGAAUUCUCAUGAAAUCUUAGAUCCUUUACUUCAAGAAGAAGCUCAAUUAUAUGAAGUGGAUGAUGAUUAUUCUGAUCAGGAAGAUUCAACACCCAUUUCAAAUAUUUCAAAUGAUAGAGAUUUUGGAAAAUUUGAACGACAUACAAAAGGAAUUGGCUUAAAGCUUAUGCAAAAGAUGUGCUAUAAAGUGGUCUUGGAGCAGAGGGACAUGGUAUUACAAAACCAAUUGAGACAAAGAUACGGCCUCAGAAAAUGGGAUUGGCCUACCGCGGUUUCGAUGAAAAACGACCCAAUCAAAGAAGGAUAUAAAAAAAAAAAAUCUGCGAAAUCAAGGAAACUAAAUGUCGAAUAUAAAACCGCGGAUGAGAUAAUGAGCGAUAUUGCAUCGGUAACUCCAAUACAGUCAAUGAAAAUCAUAGAUAUGACUGGACCACAAGCUCGUGAACUAUUAUCUGCAAGCCAGAUCACCUCUCUUACUAUCCCAGAUUCAUCUACUCGUCUUCCGGAACUUCGUCAUAACCUUCGUCUAAUCGUAGACAUGUCAAAAUUAGAUCUAGAGUAUUACACUAGAGAGAGAGGGAUACAAAAUGAACGGUCCAAAGCCCUUGAAAGAGAUGUAGAUAGAAUAUCUACUUUAUUGGAAGAUGAAACUGAACGUAUAAAUCGACUUAAUGAUAUAAUAUCCAUUGUAAAAGAAUGCAAUAGGCUACUUACACUAACAAUAUCUAGUAAUUCUCCUUCGUUACAACUCUUUAUGGAUCCUUUUGAAAAAUUGCAAACAAAAUAUCAAGAGGAAUAUAUUUUAUAUAAUUUGGAUGUUGCUGUUAUUACAAUAAUAGCUACAGUAUUCAAACAAUACAUGACAUUUUGGGAUCCGCUAGAAAAUUCUAAGCUUGGGUUGCAUGAAUUUUCAGAAAUGGAAAGGGAAUUAUCGAUGACACCAUAUGAGAGUAUGAUGUAUAACAUUUGGCUCCCAAAGGUCAGAUCAGCAAUAAACAACACCUGGUAUACGAGAGAUUUUGAUCCUGAAAUUAAUUUGCUCAAAAACUGGCGACCACCGCUGCUUCCUGUAUUCAUUUAUGAAAACAUUAUAAAUCAACUAAUUAUGCCAAAAUUAACGCGGGAAGUUGACGCAUGGAACCCUAAAACGGACAUUGAGAUGAUUUAUCAAUGGUUACAUUCUUGGCUUCCUUUAUUAGAUACUAAAGCUAUGAACAUUUGUAUUCGUGGAAAAAAGCUUUCCGAGAUAAUUCGAACAAGAUUUCAAAUUAAUCCUAUUAAGCAAGAAUUAGGACUCUUUAAUUGCGUGAUGACCUGGAGGCAUAUGUUUACUUCAGAAAUAUUUGGACGACUAUUUGAAACAGCUUUCUUUCCAAAGUGUGUCCCCCCGGAAAUGCUUUCCGAUUUAAUCAUUGAAACUCAAUUUAUAAAAGGAUUAAAUAUGAUUAAUGAGAGUAUUUCGUUAGUACCAGCAGGUCGAUUAAAACACCCGUCGCAACAAAGUGAAGUUCCAGAUUCAGAUCAAUUAUUUUCAUCAACAAAUUAUGCACCGAUUAUUGAUGACGAUGAAAUUACUUUUAAAGAGAUUGUAAAAGAAUUUGCCGAAGAACACAAUCUAUUGUUUAUUCCAACUAAUAAAAUUCAUCAAGUCAUAAGAAUGGCACUUUAUCGUAUUGGACGUACUACACAAGGGUUAAUCAUGUAUUUAGAUGAUAAUAGAAAAAUCUCUUACUUGUCCCAACCACCACGAAGAGGUGUAUUCCUUGGUUGGGAAGCAGAUCCUGAACUGGGGAGACGUGAAAAGGACGUGACACAAAGUACUGAAAAUGAGUAG
Molecule: messenger RNA, 1932 nt
Organism: Scutellospora calospora
Lineage: Eukaryota; Fungi; Glomeromycota; Glomeromycetes; Diversisporales; Gigasporaceae
Source: the annotation of a GenBank genome assembly